AUGACUCCAACCCCUAUUCAAGAAUAUCCUGUACAUGGCCUUAUGCCCAAACAGGACACUCAAGCAGCAAGCUUUAUCAAAAAGUACCCACAGUAUGACGGUAGAGGAACAGUGAUAGCUAUUCUCGACACAGGCAAGUAUAAACAAUGGGAGAUAAGAUGCGUCGACCCAGGAGCAGCAGGCAUGCAGAUUACAACAGAUGGAAAGCCAAAGAUUAUUGAUAUCGUAGACUGUACUGGUGGAGGUGAUGUGGAUACAUCGAAAAAAGUAAAGCCAACAGUUGAGGAUGGUGUAAGCACCAUAGAAGGCUUAAGUGGACGCAAGCUAAUUUUGGAUAAUUCAUGGAACAACCCAAGCGGUGAAUACAGAGUUGGUGUUAAGCGUGCAUAUGAACUAUUCCCAACUGAAUUGAAAAAUCGAGUGAAAUCGGAACGUCGUCAAAACUUUGUCAAGAAGCAAGCUCAACUUUUGAGUGAAGCUCAGUAUCGUCUAGCUGACUACAACAAAAAGACGGAAAAAGUAGACGAAGCCGAGAAAACUGAACUGGAGGCUCGUAUCGAAGCGUUAAAGGAAUUAGACAAGAACUACGAGGACCCCGGACCUAUUCUUGAUUGCGUUGUCUUUUUUGAUGGUAAAGAUUGGCGUGCUGCCAUUGACUUGAAUGAAAGCGGAGACUUGCGAGGUCAACCUUGCUUAACAGAUUACAGAAAAGAGCUACAGUAUCACACGUUUGGCAAAGCCGAUUUACUCAAUUUCUCUGUCAACAUUUAUAGUAAUGGUGAUGUUCUUAGCAUCGUAACAUUGUCAGGCAGUCAUGGCACACAUGUUGCUGGUAUCACUGCUGCUAAUUUUCCCGAUGAGCCGGCGUUAAAUGGUGUUGCCCCUGGUGCACAACUCAUCUCUCUCCGCAUUGGUGAUGCUCGGCUUGGAUCAAUGGAAACUGGCCCUGGUCUGACUCGUGCAGCUGCUCAUCUGGCAAUGCAUAAGGUUGACUUGGCAAAUAUGUCCUAUGGUGAAUCAAGUGGACUACCUACCGAUGGACAUUUUAUCCAACUGUUAGCUAAUGAAGCUAUUGGUAAAUCUGGUUGCAUCUUUGUCACUAGUGCUGGUAAUGAUGGGCCCUGCUACAGUUCGAUCGGUGCUCCUGCGGGCAUGGAUGAAUCCUUUAUCACUGUCGGUGCCUAUGUUAAGCAUGCUCAGAUGCAAGCUGAAUAUGCCUUGCUUGAAUCAGUCAAUGAGCGUCCAUUCACUUGGUCUUCAAGAGGACCCACAACGGAUGGCUAUCAUGGUGUUGAUAUUUAUGCCCCCGGAAGUGCCAUCACAAGCAUUCCUGUUUAUGUUUUAAACAAGCUUGAUUUAAAGAACGGGACCAGUAUGUCCAGCCCCAAUGCUUGUGGUUGUGUUGCAUUACUCGUUUCAGCCUUAAAGGCCGAGAAACUAGAAUAUACACCUUAUCGACUAAAGAACGCUAUCAGACAAACAGCUAAAUCAGUAAAUGACCCUCUUAAUGUUGGUUUUAUUCAAGUGGAAAAGGCAUGGGAAUACCUUGAAAACUACAAAGAUCGUCAAGAUUUGGAUCUUUUGUAUAGGGUAACAGUACAAAAGAGAGGCAUUCAGCGUGGUAUCUACUUGCGUGAGAUUGAGGAGACUAGCAACGUUCAGUACAUCAACACAAAGGUUCAGCCCAAGUUCAUGGGUGAAUUUGAUCCAGAGAAUCCAAAGUAUAAUACAGCCAAAUUCAACUAUGAAGCACGUGUGGCUCUUAUUGCUACAGAGACUUGGAUCACUGUCCCUGACUAUCUCUACAUACAUUCUGGUGGCAAUGCUUUCCAAGUCAAGGUUGAUCCUACUUCUUUAGCUAGCAACAAGAUUCAUUACGGCGAGGUGUUGGGCUAUGAUACAACCGCUCCUGAUCGUGGACCCUUAUUCCGUGUGCCAGUUACGGUUAUCAAGCCAUUGGUACCCAAAAAUGGCUCAAUUGAGUUCAAGAAUACAGAAUUUGAACCUGGCUACAUUGAUAGAAAUUACAUUCAUGUUCCUGAAGGCGCUACCAACGUUGAGCUCGUAAUCAAGUCUCGUGCUCCUGUUGAGACAUCCCCUGCUCGAUUUAUGCUUCAUCUUCUUCAACUUGUUCCAAAGCAAAAUCAAAAGGGAAAGCACGCCUUUUCGGUUCUCUUGGGCGAUGGAUCAUUUGGAAACCCAGCCUCUGAAGAGCAAACGAUUUCUAGACGAUUAUCUGUUCGUCCUAAUCUUACGCUUGAACUUUGUCUUGCCCAAUUCUGGUCUGCUCUCGGUAAACAUACUGUCGACAUCAGCCUCAACUUUCACGGAGUACAAAUCGCUGGAAACCUGGCUAAUGGUCAAGGCACCAUCCAUUUAGAGCCUCAACUCACUCGCUUGGAAAUUUGUUCACCUCUUCGUAAAGAAGUGGGCGUAAAUCCUAGCGUUUCUUUUGACAAAUUGCGCAAGUACAUCCGCCCUGCUGAGGCUACCAUUACACCUAUGGAUGCUGAACGCGACUUACUUCCUACCGGCCGUGUGCUCUAUCAACUUGUACUUCAAUACAACUUUACAGUUGAUUCAUCUACUUCUGUAAUCGCUCAAUUCCCUCCUGUUAUGAACCAGCUCUACGAGCACUUUUUGGCAGGUGUCUUUGGUAUUGUGUAUGACGCUAACCGCAAGAUUGUCGGAUACUUGGACGUGUUUGAUCACAAGAUCAAGCUUGAACAAAAGGGAGAAUACACAAUUAUGCUUCAACUUUCGACUGAAGAAGAGAAUGUACUCGAAAAGUUAAAGGGAACAAUUUGUGAAUUGGAUUUGGAUUUAAAGACGGUCAACUUCAACACAUAUACAAACAUUGCUGAUGUCUACAAGAAGGACAGCUCGACAGCUACUAAAGCCAAUUUAGAACGCAAGGACUUGACCGUGCUCUAUAUUGCAGCACCCACCGGGCAGGAUGCCUUGCCCAAGGAGGUUAAACCAGGAGAUGCUCUUGUUGGUAAAUUAGACUUUGUCAGUAAGGUAGAGGGUGGUCAGUACAAGGCCAUUUACACCGUUCCUCCGUCACCUGCUGAAUCAAAAACAGACAAAGAAAAGAAUGAAAAGCCUACGGAAGAGGAAAUUGAGCAGCAACUGAAGGACGCGACGCGUGAUCUGGAGAUAUCCUAUCUCAAAAAAUUUGAAGCUGAUUCAGCUGCUUACAAGGCCCUUUUAUCCAAGGUUGAAUCACAAUAUGUAGAUGAUAUCGCCUUUUUAGAGUUCAAGCUGAGCCUUGCUGACGCCAUCCUGGCCAAGAUAAACGAGCGAGAACUAUCAGAGUUUUACGGCUUGAAGGAGCCCGAAAACGAGACGGACGAACAAAAGAAGAAGCGCAAACAAAAUGAUCAAAAGAGGAAGCAGUUGGUCAACGCUCUUAAGCAUAAGGCAAUGGCCUAUGCUGCCACACUAGACGAUGAAGCUAAUGUUGAACCCUUCAAGUCUGCCGUCAAGGCACUUCAACAAUGGAACUCUGACGACAGUUCAAACAAUUUGACUUCGCUAUUACUCAAGGUGAAGCAGGAGCGUAAAGCUGGUCGCCCAGGUAAUGCUCUUAAAGCCGUCCAAAAGUACCUGUCCGAAGCUUCGUUUACUUCUUCAAGUGUGAAGGACAUUAGCAAGGUAUGGAAGGUCCGUAAUGAACUUUACAAAGAGCUUGGUUGGAACUUAUGGUCCGAAUACGAUGACAAGUGGAGUAUUAUUAGACAGCCACCUUAUGGAUAUGCUCUCUUUUAA
Messenger RNA from Rhizopus microsporus ATCC 52813, 3771 nucleotides. RefSeq lists its product as uncharacterized. Gene Ontology annotation, cellular component: cytosol. The transcript has 10 exons. Gene Ontology annotation, molecular function: serine-type endopeptidase activity; tripeptidyl-peptidase activity. Gene Ontology annotation, biological process: proteolysis. The record is from RefSeq and is a predicted model, not a curated record. Bases 1 to 3771 code for a protein of 1256 amino acids. NCBI's taxonomy places the organism in Eukaryota, Fungi, Mucoromycota, Mucoromycetes, Mucorales, Rhizopodaceae.